Menidia menidia (Atlantic silverside) is the source of this 417-nucleotide messenger RNA. Lineage: Eukaryota; Metazoa; Chordata; Actinopteri; Atheriniformes; Atherinopsidae. The record is from the annotation of a GenBank genome assembly.
CUGCUGGACUACGGGUACCCGCUCGUGCCCACGCCGAUCCUGGCCCCGCACCACGCGCACGCGCUUCACAAGCCCGAGCACCACCAGUACUUCUUCACUUCCGGCCGCCGCCCUCCGAUGGCGUCCAUUUCGACCACGACCACGAAUGGAGGACCGACCCGGUUCAGCCGGAGACCCAAACCCACCGGCUGGUUGGAGACUUGGUGGGAGACGUGCCCCCCCCCCCCGGGGCCGCUCCCCCCCCACGCCAGCUUCUACCUGUUGCCCCCGGCGACGCCCGGCGCCCGGCGGGGGGGCAGUGGCGGGAGGAGCUUCGUGGAGAAAAACAAGCGGACUUUGGGGCGCCGCUCGGCCCAAAGGGGCGGAUACGCGAAGGCCGGGAGGAGGCAGGAGACCGAGGUGGGUGGGAGACCCUGA